Molecule: messenger RNA, 1435 nt
Organism: Alosa sapidissima (American shad)
Lineage: Eukaryota; Metazoa; Chordata; Actinopteri; Clupeiformes; Clupeidae
Gene: clns1a
Product: chloride channel, nucleotide-sensitive, 1A
Exons: 8
Coding region: 395-1147 (250 amino acids)
Biological process (GO): spliceosomal snRNP assembly; mRNA cis splicing, via spliceosome; cell volume homeostasis
Cellular component (GO): pICln-Sm protein complex; cytosol; plasma membrane
Source: RefSeq, a predicted model, not a curated record
UUGGCGCGAGGACAUCUGGUUGGUAAACGCGACGCGAAAGCGUGCCUGUUCGUUCGUGGGUGUGAUGUUUGUUAGCCAUCUACCUGCCGAUGUGGUGUCCAGAACAUGCUGAAUUGAGAUUUCGCAUACAUCACUUUAUCAUCGGAGGGAAAAUUCGUAAUUGUAUGGCUGUGCACCGCUGCACACUUGCAUGAUUCCUCAUUUGUUGUUCGCUGGCGUCUGUGACUGGUUGCAUGAGUAAAUUAGCCAGCUUAGCCUGACAAAAUAGGUCAGUUUUGAUACGUCGCUAGCUAGCUAUCAGUUGUGUGAACUAGUUAACGAUACUUGAAAGUGUUUCACACUAGCAAGCAAACGGUAAUUGUUUAGAUUGGUCACCCAAGUUACCCCUCAAAGAAUGGUGGUGUUGAAAAGCGUUCCUCCUCCAAGUGAAGGAGUCCGGCACGAACAAGCCGAAACCACAGCAGUUUUGGACGGGAAAGGACUUGGAUCAGGAACUCUUUACGUCGCUGAGGCGCGUCUUUUUUGGUUUGAUGGAUCUGGAAUGGGGUUUUCAUUGGAAUACCCGUCGAUCAGCCUCCAUGCUAUCUCCCGCGACCCGAGCGCCUAUCCACAAGAGCACCUGUAUGUUAUGGUCAACGGCAAAUUGAGUGAUGAUAACGAAGCCGAGAUGCCAGAGCCUGCUCAGGAGGAGAAUGAAGAUAGCGAGAGCGAUAGCGACAGUACCACAGCUAUCACAGAGAUCCGCUUUGUUCCCAGCGAUACGGCCGCAUUGGAGCCCAUGUUCUCUGCCAUGUGUGAGUGUCAGGCCCUACACCCAGACCCAGAGGAUGAUGACUCUGAUGAUGACUUUGAGGGCCAGGAGUAUGAUGUGGAGGAGGCAGAAUCUGAAGUCAGAAGAAAUUUAGAGCAAGGCCAGGGGGAUGUGCCCACAUUCUACACCUAUGAGGAGGGUCUGUCCAACCUGACGGCCGAGGGCCAGGCCACUCUGGAGCGGCUGGAGGGGAUGCUGGCUAACUCUGUGGCCCAGCAGUUCCACAUGGCCGGCGUUAGGACCGACGAACCUUCAGCCGAGUUUGAGGAUGGUAUGGAGGUGGACUCCAGUUCAGCCGUGGCUGGACAGUUUGAUGAUGCUGACGUAGAUCACUGACGGAACGUGAUUCAGCCGAUGGAGGCACUUAAGGGCUCUUGUAGUUGAAAACGGGAGUGCCCAUCCCGAUGCUCUUACCCACAGCACUUCCUCAGGGAGCGCUCUCGGCUCCCAGUCUAACUGUACCCCUCCCGUCACCAUGGUUUCACAUUCCCGGUCUCCUGGCGUCACACCAUUUGUGUUCAGUGUCUGUGUUGUUUUUGUAUUUCUAUCCAAAUUGAGAAGCGGUAUUCAUGUAUUUGUAUAAGCUGUUAUAAGAAUAAAUAGUUUUUUUUUUUGUACUAAGUA